AUGGUGGUUUCUUAUUUUCGUGAUUUGUUUUGCGCGGAGGGGUGUGAUGUUGAAGCCACAUGUCAAAUUCUAGAUUGUCUUGGUCCUCCUCUAGAGGAUGCUGAUUACGCUUUCCUGGAUGAGCCUUUUUCUGUUCUAGAAAUUAGGAAGGUCGUUUUCAGUCUUUCUGGGGAUAAAGCCCCUGGGCUUGAUGGUCUUAAUGCUUAUUUUUAUCAGAAAAAUUGGUUGAAAGUUGUGUUGAAUAAAAUAAUCUCUCCGUUUCAAAGUGCUUUUGUGUUUGGUCGAGUCAUUUUUGAUAAUAUCCUUAUUACUCAAGAAAUGGUGCAUGCUAUUAAUUCUCAUAAAAGUGGUAAGGUUGGUUGGGCUGCUCUUAAGCUUGACAUGGCUAAAGCUUUUGACCGUGUGGAUUGGCAUUACUUCGAGAGUGUUAUGUUCCAUUUCAAUUUUCCUCCUAGGGGGAUUAGACAAGGAGAUCCUCUUUCUCCUUAUCUUUUUAUUCUUUGUGCAGAAGGUUUAUCUGCUCUUCUUAGGAACAAGCAGGAUGCUGGUUUUCUAAAUGGUAUUGCUAUUGCUAGGUCUGCUCCUGCCAUUUCCCAUUUGUUCUUUGCAGAUGAUAGUCUUGUUUUUUGUGCUGCUAAUCGUACCUCUUGUUCUGCUCUUCAGGAAGUUUUUGAUACUUACUCUAGGGCUUCAGGAAUCUUGAAGAUAGGCCCUUUAUCUGUAAAUAUUUGGGUCUUCCUCAAUGUGUCUCUCGGUCUAAGUAUACUUAGGGGUUGGUCAGGGAAAUGUUUUUCAAGAGCUGGUAAGGAGGUCUUACUUAAGGCUAUCAUCCAGGCUAUUCCUGCUUAUGCAAUGGCCUGUUUUCGUUUGCCGGUUAAGCUUUGUAAGGGAAUUGAAGCUGUGAUGGCCAGAUUUUGGUGGGGUUCUGCAGGUAUUUUCCUCGUGCGUCCUUCUCCUUUUCUUUCUUACUUCAUUAAUAGUUCUGGGGACUGGGAUAUUUCUAAGCUUGCUACUUGUUUUGGUGAAAACAUGGUUAGUGAAAUUCUGAAUGUCCCUGUUUCGGGUUUGCAAGAUAAGGAUGAAAUUAUUUGGGAACAUGAUAGUUCGGGGGUUUUCACUGUCAAGUCUGCUUAUCAUUUAGCCUUUUCUCAUCAUGACCUUCCUUCUCCUUCAUCUCUUACAAAUUCUAAGAAGUUCUGGACAAAAAUUUGGACCUCAAAAAUUCCUCCAAAAGUGAAAGAACUGGAUAAGGAUUAUGUUGGUAUUUUCUGCUGUUUUUUAUGGGCUCUAUGGAAUCAAAGAAACAAUCUUUUUCACAAUAAGUUUUAUCCACAACCAUAUGAUAUUUAUGAUUGGAGUGUUGAUUUCUUUUUCAAGUAUUUGGAUGUCCAGCAAGCUUCUUCUCCCUAUUCUACUCAACAAGUGGAUCUGUUAGCUUUGCCUGAUUUACCUGCUGCGGCUUCCAUUCAGCUUUUUACUGAUGCAGCCAUUGAUUCUACUCGUAAAAGGUUUAGCAUUGGGGUUGUUGUAUUGAAUUCUUCGAACCAGGUUAUUGCUGGUUUUGCAAAACCUUUUGCUGGUUCUCCGAUGGUAGUUGAAGCCAAGGCGAUUUUACAAGCAAUGCAAUGGGUCUCUUGUAUUCAUCUCCCUGUUGAUGUACUAAAAACAGAUUGGACGGACCCAUAA
This is a messenger RNA of Cannabis sativa, 1686 nucleotides long. RefSeq lists its product as uncharacterized. The record is from RefSeq and is a predicted model, not a curated record. The transcript is spliced from 8 exons. Bases 1 to 1686 code for a protein of 561 amino acids. Lineage: Eukaryota; Viridiplantae; Streptophyta; Magnoliopsida; Rosales; Cannabaceae.